Messenger RNA from Syngnathus acus (greater pipefish), 1566 nucleotides. RefSeq names its product prune exopolyphosphatase (gene prune1). The record is from RefSeq and is a predicted model, not a curated record. The transcript has 9 exons. Gene Ontology annotation, cellular component: cytoplasm. Lineage: Eukaryota; Metazoa; Chordata; Actinopteri; Syngnathiformes; Syngnathidae. Gene Ontology annotation, molecular function: exopolyphosphatase activity. Bases 243 to 1499 code for a protein of 418 amino acids.
ACGAGAUGGUCGCUUUUUGAUGACGUAAUCAUCGCGCCGAACAACGACCAGGCUUCCCUCACAGCCAACUCUCGGACUGGAGCUUGGAUGGAUGUCAAAUAUGGAGCCUCGAUGACACAACAGUAGACGAAGCAAAAUAUUCCCAUUGGGAGAAGACCGUGAAGGCAACUUAACCUCUCACACGCUCAUCGCCACACAGCAACACAAACAUUCGAUCACUGGACCGGAACCGUGCAUGACCCAUGGACGACUUUCUCUCCGCUUGCCAUGCAGCCGUCCAGGCAAGUGCCGGCUUGCCGUCGGGCUGUCCGUUCCACGUGGUUCUGGGAAACGAGGCCUGCGACCUGGACUCCAUGGCAUCCUCAUUGGCGUACGCCUACUUCCUGUCCAAGACCUGUGGCAUCGAAGAGGCGCUCGUUGUGCCGCUGCUCAACAUCCAGCGGGAGGAGCUACCGCUCCGCUCCGACAACGUGUUCCUGCUGCGCCAGAUAGGCCUGUCUCCGGACCUCCUGCUCUUCCGGGACCAGCUUGACUUGGUGGCGCUGCGGCGGUCUGAUCGCCUGCGCCUCACGCUCGUCGACCACAACGUCCUUCCCAGUUCAGAUGCCAGCCUUGAGGGGGCGGUGGUGGAGGUGAUCGACCAUCACAUGCUGGAGCGAGAGCCCAGCCCCUCCUGCCCCGCUACCGUGGAGACAGUUGGCUCCUGCGCCACCCUGGUGACUGAGCGCCUCCUCCAGAAGGCACCACACAUCCUGGACCAGCAGCUGGCGCAGCUUCUCUACGCGACCAUCCUGGCGGACUGCGUCAACAUGGCACCCGCGGCGGGGAAGGUGACGGCUAAAGAUAGCCUGUUCGCUACCGCCCUAGAAGCACGUUUCCCCUCCCUGCCACCGCGUGCCGCUCUUUUCCAGGCCCUGCACAAUGCCAAGUUUGAUGUGUCAGGCCUCAACACGGAACAGAUGUUGAUGAAGGACAUGAAGAUGCUCAAAGGAAGUUUGUCCAUGGCCAUCUCCGUACUCUACCUGCCCAUUGAGGUGUUCCUGCAGAGGGUGGAGCUAGAGGAGAAGCUUUCUGGAUUCUGCCGCAAGUUGGCUUUGGAUGUGCUGGUUUUGAUGAGCAUCUCCUUCACAGAGGCCAAGCAGCCCAUCCGAGAGCUGGCACUCUUUAGUCACAGCGCCACCUGCAGGGAACAGGUAAGCCACUUCCUGGAGCGGGCCGGCGACCCCGCCCUGGACCUGCAUGCUAUCAGCUGCCCUCAUGACCACAUGGCGGCCUUUCACCAAGGUAAUGCGUCGGCGUCGCGAAAGAAGAUUCUGCCGCUGCUCAAAGACUUUGUGAGGGUGCGCCGCGGCCAGGACAAGGACGACGAGGACGGGGAGCGCCGGGUGCCGCCCACGCCCGCCAACAGCCUGGUGGAGGGCUGCCCCCUGGACGCCGGUCCACCCCCCAUCAGCGCCCACGCUCUACACGACAAGUUUGGCCAGAUCGACGCUCGUUGAGCCCGCAAGAUGUGCUCUUCUCCAACCGAACUGUCAUUUAUGUGCAAAUAAAGGUAACAACCUCAAA